UUCCCGGUCUGAAACCAAUAAACAAACACCACAGUUUCACCACGCACGUAAUCAGUCAGGUGUUUUAUCGUACUUUAGCCUUCUAGGCUAUUACUAUAUUUCACAACGUGUAACACAUUUUAAUCGUUUUCGCAUGCGACUUUAUACGAAAUUAUUAGGAACAGUCCACCAUGAGCAACUUUGAGGCAUCGGCAUUGGACAACCAUGGGUUAUCGGCUUCCUUGUCUCAUAAGGAGAAAGAGAACCAGGGUCAGACAGACCCAGCCCGUGGUGGCCCUCAACCGGCUUGCAGGUUCUUUGCACAGGGACGGCACUGUAAUUUUGGGAGUAAGUGUCGCUUCCUCCAUCAAAAGAGAGAUGUUAGAUCUGCCAAGGGUGAAUUAGAAAACGGUACAAAUAGACAAACAGAUCAGGGAAGCCCGAUUGUGGAGGUCACCCAGGCCAAGGGGUCUAGCUCUGGAGAAGUAGGUCACAGGCCUGGGUCAGCCAAACAUGAUAGAGCUAACCGCCGGCCCUGUCGAUAUUUCCUCUCUGGCUUCUGUUCCAUGGAGGAUAAGUGCCGUUUCUGGCAUCCGGAGCAUUUCUCACAGUUUGAGAUCCAGUCUGUACAAGGAUAUGUAGCCAGAGCCAGGCCAAGCCUACCUUCUCCUUGUACCCCUCAUGAAGUCAGACUCAGUGAUCUGACAGACCAUCUUUCCAAACAACUGCGGGACACUGAGAUUAAGCAGAUGACGAAGCGUUUUCCCAAAGAACAGCUCAUUGUCCAGGAACGGGGCGACGGCCAAGUUACUUUCUACAGGUUUUCAAUUGAGGCCACAGAUCCAGACUGGCCUUUUGACCUCAAAGAAGUUGAUGUUAUGGUCAGCUUCCCAGAGAAAUAUCCUCAAGAGAUUUUCACCAUAGAUAUACCCCAGGACCAGGAUUUGCCUUCAAUUAUGGGACAGCAUGUGCAGCGGGCCUCCCUGGAGUGGCUGCAGGCUAAGCAGGCCACCAAUCAGCUGAUGGGGAAAGUGGAGCUGCUCUUCCGGCCGUUCCUUCGUUGGUUGGACCGGAGCUUAGAGAGACUGUUUACAGAGGGAGCCAGGCUGCUGAAAAAAAACCUUGAUGUUGCAAGAGCAGGCCUGGAGUUUGUGCCCUUCCAGCAGCUUCAGGCAGCGGUGUGCAAGGAGCAGGGCGGCAGUGACACUGCUGACCCUGUCACUUGUACUGUAACUGCUGAGGAGGGAGAGGAGAAGGAGGGGACUGAGGAAGAGGGGGUCCAAGAUGACCCUGGAUGUGAUGACCAGGAGGAGGAGGAGGAAGGUGGUGGCCCAGUGGAGAACAUCAAAACCAGUAAUCCUCGGAGAGGCACUGAGGUCAAGCUGCUGGGUCUGACGCUGGGGGAGCAGACAGCCACUGUGGUUGCCAGACAGAUCACCUUGUGUCUGCAGUGCAACAGGUGUAAGGUAAUGGCAGAUCUAACCUUGAGUGCAAAGAGCCCCUGCACGGCCCAGUGUGAGAGAUGCAGCUCGGGGAUCAGCGCUGCGUUCAGACCCAGCAUGCUGCACCAUUACAGUGACGUGCUAGGAUACCUGGACCUGAGCAACGCUGUUCCUGUGGACCUGAUCCUCCAGGACUGUGCACUCAUCGUGGGCUGCCUUAGCUGCUCCCAGGAGGGCCCUCUGGAGAACCUUUCGUAUGGUCAGAGUAUGGCCAUCAACUGCCAGCACUGCCACAGCAAACUGAGCAUCUUAGUUGACAGUACAAGGUUCCAGUACAUUCCACCAUGUUCUAAGGACAAAUUAGGGCAGGGCAACACUUCACUGAACUAUCGGCAGAGUAUAAGAGAUCCUGCAGUACAGCUGGGAAAACCACUGCCUGGAAAGGGAUCCUGCAAACACUACAAACAGAGUCAUCGAUGGCUAAGGUUCCCAUGCUGCGGUCGGGCCUACCCCUGUGAUGUGUGCCAUGAUGAAGACCAGGAUCACCUCAUGGAGCUGGCUAGCAGGAUGAUCUGUGGCCACUGUGCCAAAGAACAGCCAUACAGCAAUGGGAAGCCCUGUGUGUGCUGUGGAGGCAUGAUGACCAGAGGGGCCUGCACCAGCUACUGGGAGGGAGGACUGGGCUGCAGGAACAAAAUUAAGAUGAACAGGAAUGAUCGGCAUAAAUACGCAAACAUAAGCAAAACGGUGUCACGGAAAGCAGCAAGUGAGAAGAAGUAACAGUAGUUCAAAUGAAGGCAGAGAUUCUCCAAUCAAUCAAUACAUUUUAUAGUCAUUGCAAAACUGUACAAUUAAAUUCAGUUGAUUUGACUCAAGAGCUACAGUACAUACAAACAUUUGAAGGCUUCUGCUAUUAAAUUCCAUAGGAUUAUUAGGGUUCCAAGCAAGGCCCCUUGUCUUAAGUCUCUUAAAUGAUGGUAACGAUUUGUUUAAAGGUUUUGGAGUAAUUGUUUUUGGACAAAUAACUCAACAAAUAAAUGAUUAUCAAAUCAAAGAAAAAUACAUAUAUAAAUUGAAUAUGCUAAACUAUAAACUACACUGUGGAGAAUACCCCAAAGAUGUAAUCAUAUAAUAUAUAAGAGCUUUGACUAUUUUGUUUCUAAUAUACACAACAACAAAUUAAACAUGCAACAAUUCUUCUGAUGUCAUCUGUUGAAAUAAAUUAGACUCCAAUAUUGGGAUUAAUCAUGAAACACAUCACAUGUUGUUUUGAUAUAUUUGGAAAGUGUAAAGUUCAAGGACAUGGCUAAAGACAUAAAUGGUUAUAGAUCAAACUUACAUGAAUUAGGUACCUGUAACUUGUACUUCAUGUGAAAUACCUUUGACUUCUGCAAUCUCAGCUUUAUCUCUUUUUCAAGUACAUAAUAAUAAUAAUACAUUUUAUUUGGAGGCGCCUUUCAAGUCACCCAAGGUCACCUUACAAUAGAAGAAUACAGGAUAAAAG
Molecule: messenger RNA, 2925 nt
Organism: Osmerus eperlanus (European smelt)
Lineage: Eukaryota; Metazoa; Chordata; Actinopteri; Osmeriformes; Osmeridae
Exons: 12
Coding region: 171-2201 (676 amino acids)
Molecular function (GO): zinc ion binding
Source: RefSeq, a predicted model, not a curated record